AUUUUGUCUUCUGCGGAGUCCGAACUACACCCCGGGUGCGGACUACAGCUCGGACAAUACGCCUCCGUACGACCCAGAGCAGGCGGCGAGGGCAAGGCCCGGAGGACUAGUCGAGCGAGCGCUUGACGUCCCGGCAGCAGCCAUGUUGGAGCUCUCGGACGCCCAGAAGCUGAUGCUGGUGGCGUCGUGCGCGGGCCUGGUGGCCGCCACCAUCCUGGUCACCGUCUGCGUGGUGACCCCGCACUGCUGGCUCUACCACUGCAUCUGGGGCAAGGACGACGAGAAGGAGCGGCGCAAGAAGCUGUACUACGGCACGGACGUGAUCCCGCUGCCCGUGUGCCCGGUGACCACCAAGCCCGUGUCGGCGAACGGCGACAAGCCAGUGGCCGGGGCCGAGGGCGGCAUCACGGCCUCGACCCCGGGGGGCAUCGUCCUGCUGCCGUUCGUGCGAAGCCGCGCACAAAGGGACUCCACCUACAGCAGCAUGUCGACCGCGAGCAGUCGCGGCGAGGCGUCCGUCCACAGCGACAACUCCGCCGAUGUUGUGACGAGUGUGGAAGGGGUAGGUGAGGAAGGAGACGUUGUACUGGGCCACGCCACCCUGUCGCUUCGGUACCAAGCCCAGACGUCGCCGGGCGGCAACCCUGCUACCACCGGAUACCCCGCAGGGAAGCUACUGGUGAACAUUCGGGAGGUGCAGAACCUUGCCCCGAGGGCCUAUGGCGGCAUCUGCGACCCCUACGUGGUGGUGAAGAUCCUCAAGGGCCGCAUCAAGAAGAAGCGGGGCAGUGGCAGCAGCCUGCGCCGCCCCAGCUGCAUCGGUGGCGGAGGGGGCGCUCACUGCCUGCUCCAGUACCAGACGCAGGUGAAGCGCAAGACGCAGUGUCCCCUCUUCAACGAGAACUUCUCCGCCGACCUGGCCAAGGGAGAGCUCAAGGACUGCUCUCUGCUCGUGGCCUUGUUCGAUCUCGACAAGUACUCCAACGACACCGAAGUGGGAGAAGCCCUUGUGGCACUUAAGGAGCUCCAACUCGUCGGCAAUCCCGAUGAGCAGAUCCUUCACCUCGACCUCAAGGAACCGAAGCAGCAUAAUGGGGAAAUCCUGUUUGGGCUGAGCUACCUACCAACAGCUGAACGUCUCACCUUCAGCAUCAUGAAGGCCAGCAACCUUGUGUCACCAUUGAACAACGUUGAAUCCUUCUUUCCCUGCGUACGGAUCCUGCUGUUCCACAACGGCAAGCUGAAGAAGAAAAAGAAGACGGCCCCGAGACAGGGCACGCUGUGCCCCGUGUACAACGAGUCGCUGACCUUCGACGUGCCCCAGACCGAGUUAGACCGGGUGGUCUUCCUUGUGGUGGUGAGCCACCGAGACCCCGGUCAGGGGGGUUCCCUCUCCUCCCCGGACUCUCCGACCACGCCCGUGGCAGGUUCUCCUCAGCAGCACGUCGGCAAGGUACUGGUCGGUGCAUCGAGCAGAGGAAGCGUACUGCACCACUGGAACGCCAUGAAGCAGAGCCCCAGGAAACAAGUGACCCAGUGGCACACACUACGAUGAAAAUGCUACUGUCUGCGUAGUCGAGCGAAGAGACUUGGGGCGGGAUCUCUAUGGUGUGGUUCCUGCGAUGACGAGUUUGUGGAAGAUGCUUUAAGCCAGCUGUGAAAGUCGGCCAAAUCAUCGUGAAAGAGGUGUCGAAAGAACUGCUGAGGCUGUCAAAGUUUGCUGACUCGUCGUGGGAGAGGAUAAAAAUGACCUCGGAGUGCAAGGAACUGCGCACACUUGCAAGGCAGAGUUGUCUGUGUCUGAGACAUCGUGGGGGAAAGAAGUGGUUCUUGUGUGGCGAAAGUUAGGAGAUGACCGUGGGAGCACACUCCACAAGACAGUGAUUGUCUACAUUCACAUCAUCAAGACCCGACCAGGAAGCCCUUGAUAUGUGUUGAAAAGUGCUGAAUUGCAGACCCCGCGACCUGGGGGGGUAAAGUUUCUAGAUAAGAGCUUCCUACAGCUAGCGACAUACUUUGAAGCGCCGACUGCGUGACGGGACAGGUUUUAGGAAGCGAAUGCUGGCUCAUAGCUGAAGACUAAGCUGAUUGACGCCAUUUUGUUCCAGCGGUACGUUCUUCGUCAUUCGUAUUGGUUGUUACUUGUAAAAAGUAAUAUCCAGGGGCUUUAGUUGGGAGUGGUUAUGCAGCAUACUGUGUUAUCAGGGGGAAGAGGGGAAAUAUUUUAAGCAGAGGGAUGAUUUCUGAGUAGGUGACGGUUCGAAUUUCAGCAUCUUACACUACGCCCAUCUUGGAAUCUUUAUUAGGUGUCGGUGCGUUGAAUUCUAAUCGAAUUGUACUUUGUCAUUCCUAGUUUUCCCAGUGCAGGGAGUAAAUAUAGCAUAGCUAACCUUAGCAAAGUGUAGGUUAUGAAUGAUUCAGCGCUCUUCAGUUUGAGCUAGUCUUCGCACAUCACCGUCAUGUGCGGAGCGUUACAAACCACAAACAAGAUAUGCAAAAAAAAAAUCGUUUACGAUUGAAAACGCUGAUUUGAAGCUAUAUUCAGUUUCACCAUACAUUCCAGCGUAAUACAGGUACACACAAACAUAAUAAAUGCGCAUGGUCAUUGUGCAUUUACUGCGGUUGACUCGUUUUAACCGACGACAGUCCACACGCAGAAACAUGACGAAUUUCGUGACGCUCUUCUGUUGUCGCUGAUUGAUUGAACCCAUUAUCUCGUAUAGCGUUGGUUGCGCUCAAACUCAACCUGACAAAUAGCGUGGGGAACUUGCGCACCGGGGAACCGUUCGAGGUGGUGAAGUUUGGUGCUCAUCAAUACCCUGUUUCAGCAAAAUGCCGAAGGCACCGACGCCGCGUCUUCGUUAGGUGUGUCGCACUGUGUACGUACAUACCAGGCGAACCCCAACAGUCAAGGAAUGCUGGCGCAGACGGCUGCUAUAUGUUAGAAACGAAGAAAGAUCUGGAAGAGUUGAUGAUCGCGUACCUGAUCGCACGGGGAUAGUGCCGUAUCUUAGAUGAAGACAUCCUGGUUUUAGGUGUUCUUGACACGAGACUAGCGAUUCCGUCGAGUAGUGAGGAGAAAACACCCGAUUAUUGGGUAAACCAGCGAACAUAUCUAAUAUCCCAGUCACAGGACAAAGUGAAUGUCAUUUCCAUCAAAUUGAAUUAUUUAAUAUCCUAAUUAGCGCGCGACGCUUAUAGUUAGAAUGGCUAGCUGAUCCGCCUAUUAUAUAUAAUCUCAUUCGAUGGAAAUGACAUUGACUUUCCCGUGCGGUAGAGAUAUUACGCACACAGUUUUGUUUCUGAGUAUUGCCUUGACUUCCCAAGCUGAGACUAGAAAGUGCCUCCGAUAUAUUCCUUGUUGCGAGAAGGACAUCGUCACCACUGACUGCAAGCAGGGUUCGCUCCCCGUGCGGAAGAACACGUGUUUUCCGACCGGUAUACAUUUUGCCGGUUACUCUCCCAGCAUUGCACUGUAGGGAAAGAAUCGGUUGCAUAAAGGUGACACAAAACCAGCGCUGUCUAUACCAUCAGUGUGAGUAUGCGUCUCAAGAGCGUAUUUUAGUAGGGUGUUAUACAAUGAAGAAAGAUUGGAGAAAACUGUCUGGUCAUGUAAAGUGUUAUUUCAAUCCUUCAGAAGGUCAAGUUGAAAAAUGCUUGGGGCGAUAAUUUAUUUUUGAAAUGGCAUCUUGGACAUAGUGUAAAUAUUGAGGGAGCCUUCGAGAAGUCAGUGCCUCAAGCGCUAAAGUGAGUGAAAUUAGCACAGCGCGGACAAACAAAUCUGGAUAUUAUAGAACAGUGAGCUGCUUUUAUUUUUAGCACAAAACAGAAUAGGUACAAUUCUUUGUAUUCAUGAUAGAAAGCACUCAGUAUAAACGAGGUAUAUAUGCGACUGCCUAUUUCAGAUUGUUUUUAAUGUCUUCAUGUAGUAAUUAAUAUAGGUCUACUUGAGUCAGAUUCUAGAUCUACAAAAAGUUUGUUAAUAAUUCCAUUCCAGUCUUUAAGCGAUCAGAAAACAUUCGUCGGUGAUGGACCGCUCUUUCAUAGUACUUAUACUUCAUCCAUUGAAGUCUACGAUGUCCCUCUUUAUACAUCCAUACAGGCCACGCCCUAACUCAUACUUAUUGUUGUUGUUCUACAGUGUAGUAGUGUCAGUGUUGUACUCCUGUAGUGUAACGAAUCGGUUGUUUGCUUAUUGUGCCCUCCCUGUGACCGAUCACUUUAUUAUCUCUCUAGGUGUAGUAUAAUGUCUGACAAUGUUCUUAGUCUCUUUUUU
This is a messenger RNA of Ixodes scapularis (black-legged tick), 4276 nucleotides long. RefSeq names its product synaptotagmin-A. The record is from RefSeq and is a predicted model, not a curated record. The coding region runs from base 143 to 1555 and encodes 470 amino acids. The transcript is spliced from 8 exons. Gene Ontology annotation, molecular function: calcium-dependent phospholipid binding; SNARE binding; phosphatidylserine binding. Gene Ontology annotation, biological process: regulation of dopamine secretion; calcium-ion regulated exocytosis; cellular response to calcium ion. NCBI's taxonomy places the organism in Eukaryota, Metazoa, Arthropoda, Arachnida, Ixodida, Ixodidae.